UCCCUCCCCCAAACCAAAUCCCUCGCCGUCGGCCGCCUCCCCCUCCACCGGCGGCCAUGGGCGACCCUCAGUUUACCAUCGGCACCUCCAUGAGCGAUAUACUCGCCACCAUGGAGCGCGACGGCCACGACCCUGCGACGAUCUCCCUCGGCAUAAACGCGAUGCUCUGCUUCGUGUACGACUACCUGCCGGAGCCGCCCGUCUCCCUCACCGCCUCCCUCUCACUCGCCGGCGCGUCGUGGGUCCCCGACGGCGUCGACCGCAUCAGCCGCCUCCCCGAUGUGCUCCUCCGCGACAUCAUCUCUCGCCUCUCCGCCAAGGACGCCGCGCGCACCGCCGCCCUCUCCUCGCGCUGGCGCCCGCUCUGGCGCUCGGCGCCCCUGGCUCUUUUCGACAUCAAUCUCUUUCCGGGCGGCGACGCGUCUCCCUCUCCCUGCGCAGUCACCGCCGCGGUGUCCGGCGCCCUCGCGGCGCACCCGGGCCCUUUCCGCUGCGUCCACCUCAUCUGCAGCACCAUGGACAAGCACCGAGGUGAAAUGGCGCGCUGGAUCGACAUCCUCGUCGCCAAGGGGGUCCAAGAACUCGUCUUUGUCAACCGCCCUUGGCCGAUAGACCUGCGCCUCCCCGCCACGAUCUUGAGCUGCGCCUCCCUCACCCGCCUCUACCUCGGCAUUUGGAGGCUCCCGGACACCGCCGCCGUGCCGCGCGGUGUCAGCUUCCCCAACUUCCGUGAGCUCGGCCUCUGCUGGAAUGUCAUGGAGGACCGUGACCUCGCCUUCAUGCUUGAAAGAAGCCCCGUCCUGGAGUUCCUCGGCAUAAUGGGGAGCCAGACCGGAGUGCGCGUCCGCCUCGUCAGCCACAGCCUGCGCUGCGUCCAGCUGGGCUUUUCUUUCAUGGAGGACAUCGACGUGGUGGAUGCCCCUCGCCUGGAGAGGCUCUUCCAAUGGGAAACUGUUUCCGCGGUCAAUAGCCGGGCCAUGGCGAACCGCUCUUUCAGAAUCAAGAUUGGCCAUGCACCUAACCUGCGUGUGCUGGGAUACCUUCAGCCUGGAGAGCAAGAGCUGGUCGUCGUGGUACAGAGCUGUAUCAAUUUGCAAGUGGCUGGGAGCAAGGAGAACAUUGUCCCUAGUGUCCAGAUUUUGGCCAUGGAGGUGCAGUUCGGUGCCCGCAAUGCUGUGAAGAAAGUGCCCGGCUUUCUCCGCUGUUUCCCCAACCUGGAGACUCUCCAUGUCCAGUCCCCCCGCAUACUUGAGGAGUCCAUCGGCAAGGUCAAUCUCAAGUUCUGGCAGGAGGGCGGCCCCAUCGAAUGCGUCCUGCGGAGCAUGAAGAAGUUGUUCUUCUACGAGUUCCGAGGGUCGAGAAGGGAGCUUUCCUCAAGUUUAUCACGGAGAGAGGUCGGGUGCUGGAGCAGAUGGUGGUUGUGGUGGCCAGUCAGUAUUUCUCCUCAGGGGACAAUGUCAAUGCCAAGCUGAAGCCUCUGGCCAAUGCAAAAUGGAGCAGCAAAGCUUGCAAGCUAGAGCUCUUCAGAAGCCCAUUCGAGGAGGUGUCAGAUCCUCCUUACUGCCACAAGAUAGCUUCUGAUUUUGGGUUUGCUGACCCUUUUGACCUCCAGUACUACUCCGAAGCAGAAGUGAUCUCUGUAAGUUAAUUAGCAGUAGCUCUUGUACAAGAGUCUUCUGGUACCUAGCUAAACCUUAUGUUGUCGUCAGACCUGGGAAGCUAUUUGAGCUGUGAAAUGCUUGUUUGUGCCAA
This is a messenger RNA of Triticum aestivum (bread wheat), 1752 nucleotides long. Its product is annotated as F-box/FBD/LRR-repeat protein At1g16930. The transcript is spliced from 3 exons. NCBI's taxonomy places the organism in Eukaryota, Viridiplantae, Streptophyta, Magnoliopsida, Poales, Poaceae. Gene Ontology annotation, molecular function: protein binding. Bases 57 to 1472 code for a protein of 471 amino acids. The record is from RefSeq and is a predicted model, not a curated record.